Oldenlandia corymbosa var. corymbosa is the source of this 2377-nucleotide messenger RNA. NCBI's taxonomy places the organism in Eukaryota, Viridiplantae, Streptophyta, Magnoliopsida, Gentianales, Rubiaceae. The record is from the annotation of a GenBank genome assembly.
CUUCUCUCUGUGCUUAUACUACUACUGGUCCCCCACUAGAAAUCCAACAGAUUAGGAAUCCAGCCAAUCAAAAAACAGGAAAUUGGAUUAUUUUCUCCAAACAGCCAAUGGAAAUCCAGAUAAGGCCCUCAAGGUGGGAUCCACAACCGGAAAAGUGCAUCCAAAAAAAUACGACCUUCGACUCCUUGAAGAAACUGCAAAAAAGUGCACCCCCAGUGGGUCAUCAUAACUCAUAAAACCCUUUCCCCAUUUCAAUAAUUGAAUUCAACCUCUUCUUCUUUCUUCUUCCCUUUGUUCUUAGCUCAUAAAACCAAAAACCAAAAAGAAAUUUAAAAAAACGCCCACUCAAAAGUCUCCCAUACCCAUUUUUCAGAGUCUCCAUUAAUUUCGGUUGGAGUUUUGUACAAUUCAACUUGAAUUCCAAACUCUCUGUAUAUAUAAAGAACAGGACUUUUUAAUCUUUUUGGUUUUGUGUAAUGGUUUCAUUGCAAAGAAAAUUAACAAACGUGAUGAGAGGUAAAAAUGCAAGAGCAUGUGACAAUUGUAUAAGCAAAAGGGCUCGUUGGUAUUGCCCUGCUGAUGAUGCUUUCCUCUGUCAACUCUGUGAUGGCUCUGUUCAUUCUGCUAAUCCUCUGGCUCGCAGGCACGAAAGGGUUCGUCUCAAGACUUCAUCUUUAAAGCCAAAUUCCAAAGAAUUCUCACUGGAAAUCUCUGUUCCUUCCUGGCACCAUGGUUUCACCAAGAAAGCACGCACUCCAAGAGGCGGAAAGAAUGCAAAAUCAUCCAAAUUCGAUGAGCCAGAGAAAAAUGGCAUCAACCCUGUUCAGCAUCUUGUCCCUGAGAUUUGCUGUGAUGAAAUGGAGACAUCUAUUGAAGAAAAUGAAGAUGAGCAGCUUCUUUAUCGGGUGCCAAUAUUUGAUCCCUUUGUUGCUGAAUUAUGCACAGCAACAACUUGUAGUAAUUCUCCUAAUUCAAAUGAAGGUGCAGCUGCAAAUGAGAAUUUGGCAGCAGGGGUUAAUGAUCAAUCCACGGCUAUGAUGAAUGAUGGUAAUAAUUAUGAUGAUCGUGGAAAUGAUUUGAACCAUCAUCAUCAGUUGCAUGGAUCUCUUCCAUCGGAAAUGGAAUUAGCUGAGUUUGCUGCUGAUGUUGAGAGCUUGUUAGGUAAAGGGCUUGAUGAUGAAUCUUUUGAUAUUGAAGGGUUGGGAUUUUCUGAUUGUAAACUUGAGAAUGAUUGUUUGGGGGAAAAUGAGAAAGUUGUGUUUUUAAAGUUGGAAGAUGAAGGAGGAGAACAAAGGGAAGAAGUAGUUGACUGCAGCCAUGACCAAAUUGAUAUGAUGAUGGGUAGAGAUCAACCUUUUGAGCUGAGUUUUGAUUAUGAUUCUCCGAUGACUUGCGAGGAGGAUAGCAAGGGGGAUGUUGUUGUCGGCCGGACGGCGGCGGCCGGGACGGUGGUGAAGGAGGAUGAUCAUCAUCAGAUGAUCAUGGGUGAAGAUUGCAUUGAUAUUGAAAUAGGGGAUAUUGAUCAUCAGGGUGAGAUGAUGAAUAAUAAUGCUAAUAAUGGUGGGAAGAUAUUGUUGAGGCUUGAUUAUGAUGGAGUUAUAUCAGCUUGGAAUGACCAAAAGUCUCCUUGGACCGCUGGUGAACGCCCUGAAUUGGAUUCUCUCGACUGCUGGCCUGAUUGCAUGGGACGUUGCGGGACAAUUCACUACCCGUACGGGGAAGUGGGAAUGUACGGAAACCCGGCAAUGAUGGACGGAGGAAGAGAAGCCAGAGUUUCGAGGUACAGAGAGAAGCGGCGAACCAGAUUGUUUGCCAAGAAAAUAAGGUACGAGGUCCGCAAAUUGAAUGCUGAAAAGCGUCCCAGAAUGAAAGGCCGGUUCGUCAAGCGCUCUAAUUUCUCCCCAACUACUGCAUUCCCCGUACUCACCAAAUGAUUGUUUUGAUUGAUUGGCGAUUGCCUCUCCAAAACAAAACAAAACAAAAAAAUCUGCCGACUCUACAACUAUUUUCUGCCAAUUAAAUCAUGUGUUUUUUUGUUAAAUAUUUUUUAACUCCCACACAUGAUGAUUUAUUGGUAGAUGAUUUACAAUGUUUUUUUUUUUACAUUUUUAUUUUUUGCACAAAUUUUGAUGCUGAGAAGGAAGUGAAAUUAGUUCCUGUCCUUGACUAAGGAGCGAACUUUCCUUUUUUUGCCCUCAAAAUAGUUACAGUUACUGGCUUACUGUCAGGUUAGUUGGUUACUGUUUGUGUAAUAGUAGUUUAUUUCAGAUCAAUGUAAGAUAUCCAUUUUCUGUUAUCCAGUGUAGCUGCUUCAACAAUUUUGUUUAAUUAGAAGUUAUAACUUCAUCAUGGAGCUUUCCAUUUUUGGCCUAUAAAA